CGGCGGUCGUCGGCGGCGGCUCGUCGAAUUAAUGGACAUAGUGGUUUCUAUUAAUGGAUGACAUACGCGGCGGCCGACAGUCGCGAUAGUGCAUGUGCCGACGCCGCCCAAACGGUGUGCGCACAUAAUGAUUACCGUCCUAUCGCGGUACACCGCCACCGUCGCGGUUCUCGUUGUCGCGAUCGGUAGCAGAGUCGCGUCCUCCAUGGAUAAUAUCGUGCCGGGCCAGAAGUGCUGUCCGGUGGAUCGGCUGUACGAUCCGGAAGUGCGGUCCUGCAGACUGUCCGGGACGGACGUUGACGAGUACCGGCAGAGGUUGCUGAAUCGACUGGAUCGCGGAUUCCGGGUGGAAGCCAAUGUGUCGUUCAAUAUGACCUAUUAUCCGCUGUCAUAUUGCAACACCACGGAAGUGCUAGUCGACGUGCCCGCCGAGGAGGUGCGUGGGCUGAUGGAGGCGCACCCGUCGCCCAUCGAUUUGUCGCGGGACUACUGCUUCGACCUGACGCCAUCCGAUGAGCUGGUGGCCCGGACGUGCCGGCCACGCGACCAGUACUGCGGCCGACCAGGUUACACGUGCGUCAACAAGUGCUGCUCCGCCGGAUAUUUCCGCCGGUACGUCGACGACCCCAUGGGCUAUUUGGAGUGCAAAAAUAGCGAGAUGCCGUUCACGUUGUCCGUCUAUGAAACAGACGCGGGCGGAAGUCCGGCGGGCCGGUCAAACAACACGGUGCUACCGUACUGGGACGGACAAGUGUCGCACAAAUCCCAGACAAUUGAAUCUAGUUUCAUGUUGACCACGGAUGGCAACCUUCACCUUAUCAACGAAGGCGACGAAUGGAUCGUACCGAACACGGAGUACUGCUUGGAGUAUUACGCCGGGGACGGGCCACCGGAGGCCGCCAAUCUGUUGGUGUUCGUGUACUCGAAUGCCAAACGACCGGUCAAUUACAUCUUUUGGGUUACUUACCUCCCGUCCGUCGUGUGCCUGGCCCUCACGCUGAUCGUGUACGCCACACUGCCUUACCUCCGGAACGCCCACGGCCACUACGUCAUGUUCUACAUGGCCUGCCAGCUCGUGGACUUCGUCUGCAUAAUGAUCAAUUUGUCGGUAUACAUAGACAUAAAAAGUCCGUUGUGCAUUCGAUUCGGUUAUUUUUUUUUAUUUGCAAUUCUGACAACAUGUUGCUGGUUAAAUGUAAUAUGCUUCGAUAUUUACUGGAUGUUAAGGUACAACAAUUCAACAAACAGAAAUACAUCAAAAUCAGUACGUGCCAUUAUGUACCAUAUUUACUGUUGGGGCUUUUCAAGUAUUUGCGUAUCUACUGGUUAUUUAUUUCAACAUUCGCAAAACGAAACGCUACGGGGAUUAGCACCCGAUAUUGGAACACAUGAUUGUGAUUUUUACAAAUACUAUAGCUACGGAACUAUAAUUUUCUUAUGGAUACCACUCUGUGGUAUGCUGACUGCCAAUUUAAUUUUGUUCCUACUAACUGCUAUUCUCUGUUCAAGAAUUAAAUCUGAACUCAAUAAAUUCAGACGAACUGAUUCAAAAACAGAAAUAUUUCUUGUUUACAAAGAGAGAUUCGUAAUGAGCAUCAAACUAUUUUUGGUUUUUGGAAUCCCAUUGUUUUUUACGAUGCUAUGUGCAUUAUUCCGAAUUGAAGGGAUCAUAAAGACGAUUAUUACUAGAAUUGACUUUUCACAAGGAGUUUUUAUAUUUAUUAUAUUUGUGGCCAAGCGCAAAGUUAUUAUGGACUUGCUGAAAAAGUUUAGACGUUCAACGGUUCACAGUGAUGUGACACAAAGUAACACUAUCUCUAGGUCGUCAUAAAAGUGGCACUGUAUGAAUAUACUAUAAGUAGAUAUUAUUAUAUUAUAUAAUAUUAAGACUCUAGUCCCUAAGGCUUAAAAAAAUCAUUAUUUUUGUGUCUUUAAAUAUUACGUUUUUG
Messenger RNA from Acyrthosiphon pisum (pea aphid), 1949 nucleotides. Its product is annotated as G-protein coupled receptor Mth-like. Gene Ontology annotation, biological process: cell surface receptor signaling pathway. Bases 128 to 1831 code for a protein of 567 amino acids. The record is from RefSeq and is a predicted model, not a curated record. NCBI's taxonomy places the organism in Eukaryota, Metazoa, Arthropoda, Insecta, Hemiptera, Aphididae. Gene Ontology annotation, cellular component: membrane. The transcript has 6 exons. Gene Ontology annotation, molecular function: transmembrane signaling receptor activity.